Acaromyces ingoldii is the source of this 605-nucleotide messenger RNA. RefSeq lists its product as hypothetical. The record is from RefSeq and is a predicted model, not a curated record. Bases 88 to 405 code for a protein of 105 amino acids. NCBI's taxonomy places the organism in Eukaryota, Fungi, Basidiomycota, Exobasidiomycetes, Exobasidiales, Cryptobasidiaceae. The transcript has a single exon.
AUGUAUUCUCCUAAGCCUGUCAUUGAGGCUGACAGGUCACUAGCCCCUGCUUUGCUACCUAUGGGAAUUCCUGCGUCGUGAAAAGUGAUGCAUUCAACAAUACGACGCUUGCCCGAAGACUCUAUCCUCCGCCAAGCGGCUAACGAUAUCUUUCUCAUCCUCCUCCUCGACCCUUACCUUAUAGAUCCGCAUCCAGGCUUCUCAUGCGACGGCCAACCAAGUUGUAGAUCAGGAUCCGCUUGCGCGCAUUUGAGCUUAUGUCGCCUCGGACCCACAUCUGGAAGGAACAACUUUGCCGCUGCUCAGGCUGAUCCGCUAACGAGUCCUUGGGAAAAGGAGUUGCAGCCAGAGCCGAAAUCUUGCCUUGGCGUAGGCCUUUGUUCUUGGUGCUCUCCUUGGAAUUAGUGCCUAAAUGGGCCUUUCCCGCUGAGUCUGAACGUAGUCGGCUCAGAAGUAUGUGUGAUUAACGCCCGAGAAGCAGAAGAUCAAGGCAUCAAGGGCAAAAGAGCAGAGCGGAGAGCAAAAGUAAAGAAGCUUGGUGCCACAGAUGGAAACUCUUUGAAAAGGCCGGCAGAAGCGAAACCAUGACAGAGUAAAAGAACUAG